Molecule: messenger RNA, 3415 nt
Organism: Ruditapes philippinarum (Manila clam)
Lineage: Eukaryota; Metazoa; Mollusca; Bivalvia; Venerida; Veneridae
Exons: 3
Coding region: 1015-1851 (278 amino acids)
Biological process (GO): protein ubiquitination; intracellular signal transduction; positive regulation of protein catabolic process
Molecular function (GO): protein binding
Source: RefSeq, a predicted model, not a curated record
AUAGUGUUGAUCAGUAGAACUCUGGUUCGCUUCAGAACAAAGUUUAAGAAUGAAUCAAGUUUUAAAGCCAUCAUCACGCUGUGUUAGUUUAACGGUGUAAAAAUCCAGGAAAUUCACCAAAUUAUGUUUUUCAUAUAUUUAUUAAAUUGAAAAAUGGCGUUAUUUGAUUUACUAGCAAGUAAUCGCACAACAGAACAAAAAUUGAUUGAUGCUGUUUCAUCAAAUGAUGUUGAGCUUUUAAAGACUUUGUUUGAAGAUGGAGUUGAUCUGAAUAAAAAAGUGUACAAGUUUGGGGGUGAUACUGUCCUACAUCUAGCUGCCACGCAAGGAAAAACAUUAGCCAUACAGUAUCUGAUAGACGCAGGAAUGAAUUGUGAGCAGCCAAAUGAUUCAGGCAGAACACCGCUAUCCAAUGCAGUACGUUCUAGCCAGAUUUCAGCAAUAAAAUUGUUAUUAAUGCAUUGUAAAUCUGAUCCCUGUCUGGAAUAUCUUUGGAUUUAUAAUCAUGAAGGUGAAAUAUUUAUACCAGAAAAUGUAAAUCUUCGAGCUAUAGAGAUUAUUUCAGCACCAAACUUAUUGUUUCAGAAAUGUCCCUUAUUAAAAUCUUCUUAUUGGGAUCAGUUUUUUAAAAAAUGUUGUAAUGAAAUACACUUAAAUCACAAAAAUAUAAAAUUACUGUUCAUGACAGGAUUCACAUACCCUGAUCCUGUAUUUAUAGAAUAUGAGAAAAAAGUUGUAAACAGAAUUGAAAAUAUUGAAAAUGAUGGGAUAUGGAGUUUUUUGCAAGACAAUGUAAAGGAGGAGCUGAAACAGAAGUUAAACGAGAUUCUAGAAAUGUUACAGAACAUGAAGAAAACUCCAUUACCUCUGACUAAUUUGUGUAGACUCACCGUAAGGUGGAGCUUUUGGAACAAAUGUAAUGUUUAUUACGGAACACAGCAACUCCCUCUUCCAACAAGUCUGAAGAAGUUCAUAGUCUUUGAUGGGGAGUAUUGAAUCAUUAGGCUGUCUAGAAUGUCUGCUCAUCACAUAUUCAAUUUCCUGAAUAAAAGUCGCUCUCCGAAACACAAGCUUCGUGAUGCCGUGAAAUCUAAUGAUAUCGAUUCACUGAAUGAACUUCUCAUGCAAGGUGUUGAUCCAAAUAUGAAAAUUGAAAAGUCUGGUGGUAAUAGACCAAUACAUAUAGCUGCCACUUUUGGAUAUUACAGGAUUAUUGAGCUUCUUAUAAAUGCUGGAGCGACAUGUAACUUGCCAAAUGGUAAUGGCGUAACUGCUUUAUAUAAUGCUGUGCGUUUUGGGCACCCUCGUGCCCUUCAGACAAUCUUUAGACAUUCACCCCAAAUACUUGGUCUUGAUCAGUUGUGGUUCGAAGGAGGUUUUGUCCAUGCUUUAUUACGGUGUAAGUGUGGCCCAAUCGUAUCAACUUUGUUAAUUGCAUCGCCAAAUCUUAGAAUGUCACGGUCAAACUUGUGGAGAAAUAUGCUGGAUGUAUGUGUUAAUCGUGUUCCAGAUAUUACAAGCAUACAACUACUAUUUCUAACUGGAUACAGAAACUCGGACAAAGAAUUUGUGUCCUUUGAGAUAGAAAUAAUGAAGACUUUGCAAACACUGGAAAAUGAGUUUCAUUGCUGGGAGACUAGUGAAAGGUAUGAAGAUGAUGCAGUACAGGUGUUACGACAAGCAGUCGACUUCAUUACUGACUUUAAACGCAAUCCUCAGUUUCUGAAGCAUCACUGUAGACUGACAAUUAGGUCCAGUUUUUAUAACAAGUGCAAUGUUUAUUAUGGUGUUGAACAACUGCCUUUACCAAAAGAUCUGAAAAAUUACCUUGUGUUUCAUGGAAAACUUUAAUCCUUUGUAGGAAUCAAGUUGUUAGUAAAAAAUGGGAUUGGUUAAAUACCAGAACAAAGUUGUUCUCUUGUAAUUUGUAUUAUAGAUUAAUCAUAUAUUUAUUUUGAUUCAUCAAACAGUCAUUUGUGUUACAAGAAAUGACAAAGUUAUACAUGUAUGGUGAACAAAUGUUGUGGUGCUAACACUUUCAAUCAUUACUUGAAAUUCAUGAAAAGGCGUGAAGAUUUUUAAUAAACAUUAAUUUCUAUGUCCAAAUUUAAAAAAACAAUCUGUUAUAUAUGUCUCAUUCAAUCAUUUAAUUAUUGCACAAAUUUGAUCUAGAGACUAAUUUUUUGGCAUUAACCUGAAAAUGAUAAAUUUAAGUCCCGCCUUUCAGCCCCUUCUAUCUAUCUUUGGUAUGGACCUCAAACAAUAGUGUAUUAUGGUAUUUUGGUCUAACCUAUGCUACAAAACCUAACCAUGUAAACAAGUAGGUAGUAAAUAUUUUGAGUUGUUGACUAAGUUUAUUUCAUUAUAUUGUGUAAAAGUCCACCAAAAUUAAGUAAAUUUAUAAAUAUAUAAGUAAACCAUUUAGGCAUGUUUACAUUGAUUUUACUUGUCAGACAUAUUUGUCAAUAUUACUGAAAUAUUAUUUUCCUUUGUAUGUGAAGUAAAUAUAUUCAGUAUUCACUAUACAAAGAUCAAACACCGUUAGUUUUUGUUUACAUCUGAAGUAUUGUGGUAUAAUUAUGUUGUGAUUGCUUAUUCUAUCAAGGUAUAAAGUCACACACCUUGCUUAUUUAAUAAUUUUAAUUACAGUUCCAAUUUAAUGAAAAUAGUGUUUUGUUCAUUUAUAAUACAUUAUUAUGCCCCCCUUCAAAGAAGUGGGGGUAUAUUGCUUUGAAUUUGUCCGUCAACCAAAUGGUUUCCGAGUGAUAACUAAAGAACGCUUAAGCCUAGGAACUUCAAACUUGGUAUGAUGAUUGUUCAUGACCAGUUGAUGACCCCUAUUGAUUUUGGGGUCAUAAGAUGACCUCAGUGGAUUUUUUGGCUUUAAGAGGUCAGAGGUCAAGAUUUGAAAUAACUUUGUCAUAAAAUUGCUGCACACAACCUUUGCGGUCACAAUUACCUAGUGACUAGUCUUGACCAGUAAUUAACCCUUAUUGAUUUUUUGGUCACUAGGUCAAGUCAGUCAAAAUAAACUGAUCACAUGACUAAUUGGCUGCCGAUAGGGGGCAUACAUGUUUUACAAACAUAUCUUGUUUUUUUAUUGAUGUGGUACACAAGAUUGUACUUAGAAAAAAAAACUUGUUUGUUAUACUGAACUAUGGCUUUGAGUCUCAGAGGACCUGAAAGUAGAGGUUACUGAAGAUACUGUAAGGUUCGACUCAGAAUAUUGACUUUUAUAACAGGAUCUGGUUAAUAUCAAGGUCAAAUUUGAAGGUCAACAGUUUGAGUUAAAUGAUGUAAUAAAAAAUUCUUAAUUAUGAAAGUGACAUUAUAGGAAUAUAAAUCAACUUCAGCAAAUUAUUGUUUGCUAUUGCAAAGUAACUAGUUGGUAUUUCUGAAAGAUUUGUUCAGUCUU